UUAGGCGGCGGUUGGCCGUUGGCCGCGAGGUGUUUUUGAAUGAAAGGGGGGCGGGGCGGCACGUGCUCCCUCGCCUUGCGGGGAGGCAGAAGCUGUUGGGCGGAGGUAAAGGGAGCUUCUGUGGUGGGGCGUUCCUGGUCGUCCUUAACGUAUCAGCAGACGUGGCUCUGAAACAAAACGCUUGCGGCUGUUGCGAAUCAGUUUAUUUAUGUAAACUUAGCCUUCUUCCACUACUUGUCUGGUUGUGAGCCGCCUUGCGUUUCCAGUGGUCGAGAAAUUUGAUUUAAGUUUCUUCUCCAGUUUGAUCCCAACUGGAUCGGUGUUGCUGUUGUUCCGGUCAAAGGCCACCUUGAACAUGAGUUAGUUGGGAUUGGGACAGUUGUGAUACUUCAAGUGGCCGAAUAGCUCUCCAGGGGCAUCCAAGUGGGGCGGAUGUCUGAUAAUGAAGAACUCUUUUGGGGGCAGGGAGAUAAUUUGGAACAAAAAAGUCCUUCUUCUAGACUUGAUGGUUAAAGAUCUUUUAGAACAUAUUUUAUUCUCUUCUUGCAUUGAACAUUUUCCUGAGUUCUAUACCUUAGUUCUGUAUCAUCUGUAAAGAACAUGGCAUGUACUGAUAUUAAAGUAAAGGAACUAGACAAACGUUCUUCAGGCCAAGCUUUUGAGAUCAUUCUGAGCCCUACAGCUGAAACAAUUCCCGAGUUUCCUCUUUCUCCCAAGAAAGAUCGGUCACUUGAAGACCUUCAGAAAAAAAUGGAAGCUGCAGAAAACAGACGAAAGUCACAUGAAGCAGAAGUUCUGAAGCAGUUGGCUGAAAAACAGGAGCAUGUAAAGGAAGUGCUUCAGAGAGCAAUUGAAGAAAAUACCAAAUUCAGCAAAAUGGCAGAAGAAAGACUGAUCUCCAAGAUGGAGCUCAUUAAGGAAAACCGUGAGGCCCAGUUAGCUGCUAAACUUGAGCGCCUUCGUGAGAAGGACAAGCACCUAGAGGAAGUGAGAAAGAACAGAGAGAACAAAGAAACCGAAGAAAUGGUUUAACAAUGUCUGUUCCAAUAAUUGAAUGUAUUCAAACAGUUUUUAAAGAGCACUUACAGCCAAUGUGUUGAGCGCAAUCCUCUUGCAAUACUAUUAAAACAUGUAACCAGGAGAAAGCAUAUGCAUACUUUUUGAAUUUGGGAGGUGGGUGGUUUGGGGGCCAGAGAAGAAAAGAAGGGGGGAAAUCUGGGAUACUGCAAUUUACUCUUACUAAUGAUUUAGUAUUGUCUAUCCUAUAGCAUCUUUGCUACUUCUGCACUGCUUGUGCUACGCAGGAACAAACAUUUUAAAAAAUGUGUAGUUUUCAUCUGGUUUGCCCAUGAUAUCUGUCAUGCUAAAUGUUAUAUUUUUAGUCUUGGUGUGUAGUUGUCCUAACAUGCCUAAAUGCAAUCUCUGAAUAAAACUGA
This is a messenger RNA of Pristis pectinata (smalltooth sawfish), 1436 nucleotides long. RefSeq names its product stathmin-like. Gene Ontology annotation, cellular component: cytoplasm; neuron projection. Gene Ontology annotation, molecular function: tubulin binding. The record is from RefSeq and is a predicted model, not a curated record. Gene Ontology annotation, biological process: microtubule depolymerization; neuron projection development; regulation of microtubule polymerization or depolymerization. The coding region runs from base 601 to 1032 and encodes 143 amino acids. NCBI's taxonomy places the organism in Eukaryota, Metazoa, Chordata, Chondrichthyes, Rhinopristiformes, Pristidae. The transcript has 6 exons.